Molecule: messenger RNA, 2686 nt
Organism: Acomys russatus (golden spiny mouse)
Lineage: Eukaryota; Metazoa; Chordata; Mammalia; Rodentia; Muridae
Gene: Rxfp1
Product: relaxin family peptide receptor 1
Exons: 18
Coding region: 108-2387 (759 amino acids)
Biological process (GO): G protein-coupled receptor signaling pathway
Cellular component (GO): membrane
Molecular function (GO): G protein-coupled receptor activity; protein binding
Source: RefSeq, a predicted model, not a curated record
CUAAGGCUGCAGACAGAAAUAGCACAACCACUGUGAGCUGUGCGCGGCUCAUUUCAUCCAAGACUACAUUUUUAUCUUUCAUUAAUCAGUUGCUCAGAAAGAAGGAAAUGACAUCUGGUCCAUUCUUCCUCUGCAUCUUCCUCAUUGGAAAAUACUUCACGCCUGGAAGUGCACAGGAUGUCAGGUGUCCCAUUGGUUCUUUCCCCUGUGGGAACAUCACCAAGUGCUUGCCUCAGCUGCUUCACUGCAAUGGUGUCGAUGACUGUGGAAACCAAGCUGAUGAGGACAACUGUGAAGACAACAACGGAUGGCCUCUACAAUUCGACAAAUAUUUUGCUGGUGAUUACAAACUGGGCUCCACGGAUCUGAUGAAGGCAGCAGCUUCCUCCAGAUGCUUGAUUGGCUCUGUGCCCAGGCAUUGUUCUUGCCAAGAUCGAGAACUUCACUGUGAUGAAGCCAAUUUACGAGCUGUCCCGACAGUGUCUUCCAAUGUGACUCUAAUGUCGCUGCAGUGGAACUUCAUAAGAAUGCUCCCUCCCAACGGCUUCAGGAAGUACCAUGCACUCCAAAAGCUGUACCUGCAAAACAAUAAGAUUCGCUCCGUGUCCAUCUCUGCCUUCAGAGGACUGUACAGCCUCACUAAACUGUACCUCAGUCAUAACAGAAUAACCUUCCUGAAGCCAGGUGUUUUUGAAGAUCUCCGCAGGCUGGAAUGGCUGAUAAUUGAAGACAAUCACCUCAGUCAAAUCUCCCCACUCACGUUUUAUGGACUUAAUUCUCUUAUUCUCUUAGAGCUGAUGAGUAAUGUCUUCACCGGUUUGCCUGACAAACCCCUAUGUCAGCACAUGCCCCAGCUGCAAUGGCUGGACCUUGAAGGCAACCGUGUUCAUAGUUUAAGAAACUUGACUUUUAUUUCCUGCAAUAAUCUAACUGUUUUGGUAAUGAGGAAAAACAAAAUUAAUCACUUAGAUGAACAUGCGUUUACACACCUCCAGAAACUGAAUGAAUUGGAUUUAGGAAAUAAUAAGAUUGAAAGUCUUCCACCGGACAUAUUUAAGGACCUGAAGGAGCUGUCACAAUUGGAUAUUUCUUAUAACCCAAUACAGAAAAUUCAAGUAAAUCAAUUUGAUUAUCUUGCCAAACUCAAGUCUCUCCACCUAGAAGGAAUCGAAAUUUCAAAUAUCCAACAAAGAAUGUUUAGACCGCUCGUGAAUCUCUCUCACAUAUAUUUUAAGAAGUUUCAGUACUGUGGGUAUGCACCACAUGUGCGCAGCUGUAAGCCCAACACGGACGGGAUUUCAUCUCUUGAGGAUCUCUUGGCGAGCACCAUUCAGAGAGUCUUUGUCUGGGUUGUGUCUGCAGUUACCUGCUUUGGGAACAUUUUUGUUGUUUGUAUGCGACCACACAUCAGGUCGGAGAACAAGACGCUUGCCAUGUCAAUCAUUUCUCUCUGCUGUGCUGACUGCCUAAUGGGAGUGUAUUUGUUUGUGAUCGGAGUCUUUGAUCUCAAGUUUCGGGGAGAGUACAACAAGCAUGCGCAGCUGUGGAUGGAGAGCGGUCAUUGUCAGUUUACGGGGUCUUUGGCCGUUCUGUCUACAGAAGUGUCCGUCUUACUUUUAACAUUUCUGACAUUGGAAAAAUACAUCUGCAUUGUGUAUCCUUUUCGGUGUUUAAGGCCUCGAAAAUGCAGGACAAUCGCAGUUCUGGUUUUUAUUUGGAUUUUUGGGUUUGUAGUGGCUUUUGCUCCACUCAGCAAUAAGAGUUUUUUCAAAAACUACUAUGGCACCAAUGGCGUAUGCUUUCCUCUUACUUCAGAAGACAUGGGAACUACUGGAGCCCAGAUUUACUCAGUGGUGGUUUUUCUGGGUAUUAACGUGGUGGCAUUUAUCAUCAUUGUGUUCUCCUAUGGAAGCAUGUUUUACAGUGUUCAUCAAAGCACCCUAACGGCCACGGAAAUACAGACGCAAGUGAAAAGGGAGAUGAUCCUCGCCAAGCGCUUUUUCUUUAUUGUGUUUACCGAUGCAUUAUGCUGGAUUCCCAUUUUUAUACUGAAAUUUCUUUCACUGCUUCAGGUGGAAAUACCAGAUACAAUUACCUCUUGGGUGGUGAUUUUUAUUCUGCCUAUCAACAGUACUUUGAACCCGAUUAUCUAUACCUUGACCACCAGACCUUUCAAGGAAAUGAUCCAUCAGCUCUGGUACAACUACAGACAAAGACGAUCUGUUAACAGAAAAGGGACCCAGAAGGCAUAUGCUCCAUCAUUCAUCUGGGCAGAAAUGUGGCCCUUGCAGGAGAUGCCCAUUGAGUUCAUGAAGCCAGCAGCUUUCACCGACCCCUGCGAUCUGUCGCUAGUUUCUCAAUCAUCCAGACUCAAUUCUUAUUUAUAACUGGCUCUAAAAACCAUUUAUUCUCAGAGAAUACUGUGAAGUACUUUCUAAAGGGAUUUGCUGAUGUGGAGUAAAUGCCACAAAAUGUGAAAUUUAUGGCUAAGACAAGUUAGUGGCACGAGGCUGGGAAAGGUAGGGGGUGUUCAUACAAACAGAAGUAAUUAUCCUGACAAUGUAUGCAUGCAUAUUAGUACAUAUUUGCAUUAGAAAUGAAGGGAAAUCCAUUUCUAGCAUGCAUUUAUGCACACUGCAUGGAAGUACAGUGCUGGGAACACAAUGUAGAGCCUUUUUAAAUCUAU